Messenger RNA from Echinops telfairi (small Madagascar hedgehog), 3218 nucleotides. It is a transcript of the gene ZNF112, whose product is annotated as zinc finger protein 112. Gene Ontology annotation, biological process: regulation of transcription by RNA polymerase II. NCBI's taxonomy places the organism in Eukaryota, Metazoa, Chordata, Mammalia, Afrosoricida, Tenrecidae. The record is from RefSeq and is a predicted model, not a curated record. Gene Ontology annotation, molecular function: RNA polymerase II cis-regulatory region sequence-specific DNA binding; DNA-binding transcription factor activity, RNA polymerase II-specific. The transcript is spliced from 7 exons. The coding region runs from base 397 to 3120 and encodes 907 amino acids.
CGGGUGCGGCUCCGACGGCGCUGGGAUGGGGGUCCCGGCAUCAGCGCGGUCCCAAGCCUUUCUCCCGGGAUCACCUGCUGGCCCUGCUGCUUCCCGGCGGGUCCUCUUGGGCGGCGAGCAUCCUCAUCCCGCGGGCUGCGUUUCCUCCGCUGGAUGAUGGGGGUCAGCAUCCUGCUCAGUGGUCGUGCGAGUUUGCUGAGACCGGACAGUGCUACCAUCCUGGUAGCUCUGUGGGUGAUUGCUUUGAGCUGCAGACCACGAAGUGUGUGGUUCAAACCCACCAGCCGAAGAAAGAUGAGGUGUACUAAAAGAAGAAUGGAAUUCUUUUUGUGUGAUAAUAUUUUGCUUAAUUGAAGAUCAAGGUCUCAGCCUUUCCCUCCGAAAAGGAGCAGAAAAAUGACCAAGUUACAGGAAGCAGUGACAUUCAUGGACGUGGCUGUGGUCUUCACCGAGGAGGAGAUGGGGCUGCUGGACUCCACCCAGAGGACGCUAUACAGAGACGUGAUGCUGGAGAACUUCCGCAACCUGCUUUCUGUGGGGCACCAACCCUUCAAACCAGACCUGAUAUCCUGGCUGGAGAGAGAGGAAAAGCUGCUGAAUGUGGAGACAGAGGCGCAAAGAAAUGGGCGUUCAGAAUGCAAGAAUCAGCAUAAGACGGAGCCUAUUCAAGAAGUGGGAUUAAAUUACUUUUGCUUCAGAGAAAUCUCCCCCUGGAAGGCCUGGCAGCAGGAUGCAAGCACACUAACCAGGUGUCAAGCUUCCCAAGGAAAUAUUUCAGAAGAUAACUUUCCAUCACAAAACCAAAGUGAUUCCUGUUUCCAGGAUUGGGCAGGAAUACCAAUUCAGAUUUUAGCUGAGAACUACAUAUUGGCUCAUAAAAGGAGUGAUUCCAAUUACACAGAAAACAAAGACUUUCCUUCUUGGAGAGGCCUGCAUUCUUGGAAGAAAAUGUAUCUGACAGAGCUACACAAUUACCAGCGUAGAUGUCAGCAAAGUCCCAUGAAAAGUCAUUUCUAUCAGUGUGACAUCACUUGGAACCCUAAUCACGAUGACAAUCUGGGAAUACGCAAACCAGAAAAAAAUUACAGCUGCCAGGAUUGUAGAAAAGAUAUCAUGAAGGUAUCAUUUCUUAAUCAAAACUUACUUCCAAUGGAACAUAAGCCCUACUGGUAUAAUAAGUAUAGGAAAGCCUUCGAUGGUGACCCCAGCUCACCAGUUCAUCAGCAGUUCCACUUAGAAGGGAAGCCUCCUAUGUACAGCCAGUGUGGAAAGGACUUCAGUUUGAGCUCCGUUCUCAGUAUUCAUCCCAGAGGAGAUGGCUGUGCUAUGGAGCGUUCACACCUGCAGUCUCACCAGAGAAGGCAAACAGCCGAGAAACCUCACAAAUGUGAGGAUGGUGAGAAGUUCAGUCAGUAUUCUCACAACACUGCUGAGCUGUCUCACAAAAGAGAGAUGUCCAAUAAAUGCAGCAUUGGUGAGAAAACCCUCAGACCCAGGACAGAUCUUAAUAGUAUUUUGAGGGUCCAUACUAGGGAAGAACUCCACGAAUACGAGAAUGGGUGUGCUUUUGAUCAAAGCCCUUGUCUUCAGGCUCAUCAGAAAAUACACUCUGAAGAGAAACUCCGUGCGACUGCAGAGUGUGGGGAGAGCUUAGUUUGUUAUUCAAAUCUUACCGUUCACAGAGUUCGCAUGGAAGAGAAUCUCUGUAAUUCUAAGGAAGUUGAUGAUGACGUCAGUCUAGCUUCACACUUUCAGGACCUUCAGAUAGUCCACACUAAGGAACAACCGUACAAACAUCAUUCAUACGGUAAUGGUUUCAGGCCAAUUCCCUUUCUUCAGGGCCCUCAGGAAAUCCACAUUGGAGAGAAACCAUAUAAGAAGUAUGCAAAUGGCUUCCAUUGGAGUUCAAAACUUACAGAGCAUCACAGAGUCGACACUGGAGAAAAGCCGUACAAAUGCAAUGCAUGUGGCAAAGGCUUCAGUCAUAAAUCCAUCCUUAAAGUUCAUCAGAGAGUCCACACAGGGGAGAAACCUUAUAAAUGUGAAGAAUGCAGUAGGGAAUUCAGCCGGAGUGCAUACCUUCAAGCUCAUCAGAGAGUCCACACCGGAGAAAAGCCAUACAAAUGUGAGGAGUGUGGGAAGGGAUUCAGCCGGAAUUCCUACCUCCAAGGCCAUCAGAAAGUCCACACGGGAGAAAAACCAUAUAAGUGUGAGGAAUGUGGGAAAGGCUUCCGUCGGAGUUCACACCUUCAAGGCCACCAGAGAGUUCACACUGGAGAAAAACCAUACAAAUGUGAGGAGUGUGGGAAAGGCUUCAGUUGGAACUUCAAUCUUCAGAUUCAUCAGAGGGUCCACACAGGAGAGAAACCUUAUAAAUGUGGAGAAUGUGGAAAGGGUUUCAGUAAGGCCUCCACUCUUCUGGCCCAUGAGAGAGUCCACACAGGAGAGAAGCCAUACCAAUGUGAUGAGUGUGGGAAGAGCUUCAGUCAGAGAUCAUACCUUCAAAGUCAUCAGAGAGUUCAUACUGGAGAGAGACCGUAUGUAUGUGAGGUGUGUGGGAAAGGCUUCAGUCAGAAAGCAUAUCUUCAAGGCCAUCAGAGAGUCCACACAAGAGUGAAACCAUAUACAUGUGAGAUGUGUGGCAAGGGCUUUAGUCAGAGUUCACGCCUUGAAGUCCAUCACAGGGUGCACACGGGAGGGAAGCCAUAUAAAUGCGAGGUAUGUGCAAAGGGCUUCAGUGAGAGUUCACGCCUUCAAGCACAUCAGAGGGUCCAUGCAGAAGGAAGGCCCUAUAAAUGUGAACAAUGUGGUAAGGGUUUCAGUGGGGGCUCAAGUCUUCAAGCCCAUCACAGAGUCCACACUGGGGAGAAGCCAUACAAAUGUGAGGCAUGUGGAAAGGAAUUCAGCCAGAGAUCCAACCUCCAAGCACAUCGGAGAGUCCACACAGGAGAAAAACCAUUUGAAUGUGAAGCAUGUGGUAAGGGUUUCCGUUGGAGCUCAGGUCUUCUGAUUCAUCAGAGAGUCCACAAUGAUAAAUUCUGUAGAACUGAAGGGUGCAGUAAGGAUUAUCCUUUAUCUGAGAAUCCACAGCAUAGAAAUGAAGAUUCUGUACAAUUGUAGUUUGGGGGGUUUGUUUCUAAGUCUUCAAAUGGGAGCUGAAAUUUCCCAAUCACUAGAAGUCUUAGUUACCAAAACAACAAUAAAAAAACUAAAUUUUC